GUUUUUAUUUUCGCAGAGGAUACACAUAUCUUGAGAAACAUUGUACUACUAAUUUAUUUUUUUUAAUCCUGUCCUUUUAGGGCUAUAAGAACUCCUCUACUCUGCAAAGAGACUCAGAAGGAGCUGAAACAUGGAAGAAGGUGAAGAGGUCACUAUUGCAGAAGAUCAGAGGGUAGUGGACAUUAGUCUUAAGGACCUUGCAAAGAAACUAGAGGAAUUUGCCAAGGCCAGAGAUUGGGAAAAGUACCACAGUCCAAGGAAUCUUCUUCUUGCAAUGGUUGGUGAGGUAGGAGAGCUAUCGGAAAUAUUCCAAUGGAAAGGAGAGGUGGACAAGGGGUUGCCAAAUUGGGAGGAAUCCGACAAGGAGCAUCUAGCAGAAGAGCUAUCUGAUGUCCUGCUCUACCUCAUAAGGCUGGCUGAUAUUUGUGGGGUUGAUCUUGGUGAUGCUGCCACCAGAAAAAUUGUUAAGAAUGCUAUCAAAUACCCGCCCAAGGCCUGCUGAAAUAGCAGUUUGAUUUAACUCUGCUAGUUUUGUUUUGUGAGCUUGAAACAAACAUUUUGAUGGAAUCCUUGUGGAGACUAUGUGAUAGACUUAUCCUUUUUGUUUA
Populus nigra (black poplar) is the source of this 608-nucleotide messenger RNA. RefSeq lists its product as uncharacterized. The record is from RefSeq and is a predicted model, not a curated record. Gene Ontology annotation, molecular function: nucleoside triphosphate diphosphatase activity. The coding region runs from base 131 to 502 and encodes 123 amino acids. Gene Ontology annotation, biological process: nucleoside triphosphate catabolic process. Lineage: Eukaryota; Viridiplantae; Streptophyta; Magnoliopsida; Malpighiales; Salicaceae. The transcript has 2 exons.